Molecule: messenger RNA, 1802 nt
Organism: Orussus abietinus
Lineage: Eukaryota; Metazoa; Arthropoda; Insecta; Hymenoptera; Orussidae
Exons: 5
Coding region: 284-1684 (466 amino acids)
Biological process (GO): positive regulation of Notch signaling pathway
Cellular component (GO): nucleus
Source: RefSeq, a predicted model, not a curated record
UCAUUUUCAGCGGUUUUUCGACCUGCCCAGCCUGCACUGAUUUUUUUAUUUGAGCCGUAGCUACUCUCAUGUUCUCGAUCUUCUUUCUGAUAGUGAUAAAACUCGGAACAUGGUUAUAUGCCCUAAGCGUGGAUUUUACAUUGCGAACCGUGGAUUUUAACUUGUGGUUUUAAUAACAACACUCCUAGCACUAAGAAUAAAAAAUGAACUUUCAAUAUCUUUUCAUGUUUUUCCCUACUUAUUGAGGUUGCACUGAGAUAUUGUAUUGUUUAUUUGUGAUAAUAUGGAAGUACUUUGGAACAAAUUACAUUUGGAGCGGCCCCCAAUGAAUACUUGGCGUGUGUUCAAACCAGAUUUUGGAGUAUCCAAGUUCUUAGCAACUGUCAGAAAAAUUGAACAAGACAUAACAUCUCAGGAUAUUCUGCAUACAGAAGCUGCAAUCCUGAGCCGUUUAAUAUAUCGAAUGAAAAGUAAAUUCAGAAGCGACAAGGGCUUGAAAAAUAUGGAGAAAGUUAAUAGAGCGCUUCUGAAUUACUUGGUGCUGGACCUCGCUAAAGAAUAUAAACGUUUAAAGGAUAACAUAGCAAAUGACCAUGAUAUUGUUAUCUUGCCGACGAGGCAAAUGUUGGAAUAUGUUCUUGUCAGAACCCAGGGCUGUGCAAAGCUGAUGUGUCGCAUAGAGGAUGUUACGAUGAAUGCGGCUAAAUUUCUCAAGGCGAGAAUUAGUUUAGGUCAAGCAUGGGCAGUAUCAGUAAUCGCUUACUCUGUCAUAAGUAGGAUAUGGGUUCUUUCACGGUAUUUAGUGAAAAGAUGUUGUAAUUGGUACGAUGAUCUGUACCAUUAUCUUAAAGCAUUUGAGAUCGUUGGUGUACCUUGGCUUCCACAUGACUAUGUUCUACCUUAUAAUUUGAAGGCUUGGCUUGAUGUUUCCUGGAUCGACGAAGAACUAAAUUGCAUUCCCACGCAUCAUCAGCAAACCGAAACCAUAUUUAAUUUAAUCAAAGUUGGACACAACGAAAUGGAAGAUUUAAAAUUCGCUGUUGAACUGAAAACUAAUGGACCCGAGGACAAUGUGCCAAAAUUAGAUCUUUUACGAGCAGAACACGAAACAAAUGAAAACAGAUGUAAUAUAUUGCAAACCGAUGAUAUUGGACAACCAGUUAGUCGUCAAGGAUUUAAACUAGACUCUACGGCCGAAAAAACUAAUGAUAAAACGUUAUUAAAUAAAAGUUCAGAAGAUCCGAGUAGCAGUAAGGAUACUUCAAAAAGUAAAUUCUGUAGCCUACCGGUAUCGUGUAAAAGGAAAAAAGAAGAAUGCACGUCAUCUUGCAAAGCAACGAGGAGAAAAAAAUUCUGUGAAACAGUAGAGGAAAAAACAACUGCUGUGGUAAAAGAAAAAGAGCGAUUGCAAACUAUAAGUACGACAAAUGAAAAAGAAAAGAGGACAACCGAUGUGCAAGCUCAUAAGGAAAAAAUGUUGAAGAAUUUAAAAUCAGUGGAUGAUUUUAAUAAUUUUUUUAGCGCGGACUCUUAUCCAGGGUUAGAUAAACUGCAGUGGAACAUGCUUAAGCGAAAAACCUUAAAAUCCUUGAAUAAAUUAAGUAAACACGAUCUUACGGACAAGGCAAAGUUAAAGCUCAUGCGUGAAAGGUUGGGACAACGUUUAAGAGACUGGACCAAUUGAUGCUUCUCAGUUAAAUCUGUUGCGUUCUAAUUUACAUUCGACGUAAGUUCUUAUGACACAUUUGUAUAACUCAAGAAGCGAACGCUACUAGAAAUACAAGGAAUUAAUUAUACACUUA